AUGUCGAAGAGCAGAGUCGCGCCGCUAAAACCGCUCACCGUUACGCGAUUAGAACUUCAGGCAGCAGUGAUGGGUAGUAGACUGGCUGAAACAAUUAUCAGACAGCACACUCUAAAGAUACUAAAAAGAAUCUUUUGGACCGACUCGACAACAGUGCUAAACUGGAUCCGAUCGGAUGCAAGGAAUUAUCAGCCAUUCGUAGUGCAUCGGCUAGCUGAGGUGCUAGACUUGACUUCGGUAAAUGAGUGGAGGUAUGUACCGACAAAGAUUAACGUAGCCGACGAUGCAACUCGGGAUACGGGACACAUUGAAAUAGGUUCUUCCUGUCGAUGGUCCACGGGUCCGGAAUUUUUAUUAAAAAAAGAACAAGAGUGGCCGCAGGAGACUUCGAAAUCAGAAGUUUCGAAGAAAGCAGAGAAGGAACUCAAACGAGAGUUUAAGUGUCGUGGCAAAGAAGGAAUAGGAGACAGGGAGUUGACAGCACCAGAAAUUGAAAAGGGUGAAAAGGAAGUGCUAAAACUAACACAAGGACAGGAUUUCGCGGACGAGCGAAAACGGCUGCAGCAGAAUAAAGAGCUCGUACCUACUUCGAAGAUCCUGGAACUUUCACCAAAGCUGGAUGAGGACGGACCACUGCGAAUGAACGGCAGGAUAAGAAACAACGCGUACAAUCAAUCCAUGCGGGAGCCUGUCAUUCUAAAUGGCGGAAGCCCAAUUGUGCAGCUCCUGAUCGCAUUCUACCACGAGAAAUCAGGACACAUUGAGCGAGAACGAGUGAUAAAUGAUCUUUGUUCCAAGUACUGGAUCACGAAGAUCCGAAGCGCAGUAAGAGCCCAGGGUUACAAUUGCCUGACCUGCACACAACGGAAGGCAAAGGCUAUACAACCGGAAAUGGCUCCAUUACCCGACAUGAGAGCUGAUUCUUUCAUCGAACCCUCUACCAAUACAGAGGUGGACUACUUUGGCCCAUUCCAGGUGACGAUAGGAAGAAGGCACGAGAAGAGGUACGGUGUAUUAUUCACCUGUCUAAAUGUACGAGCUAUACACCUGGAGCUUGCAAGCUCUUUAUCAACGGACUCCAUGACCAUAGCCCUGAGAGGUAUGAUCAGUCGUCGAGGAAAACCGACUAGACUCUUUUUAGACAACGGCGCCAACUUCGUUGGCCCAAAUAUAGAACUGAGAAGAGCGCUAGAGGAGUUCGAUCAGGACGAGAUAUUGCGAAAAACUGCCAUCAAUGGAGUAGAAUGGCACUUCAUCCCAUCAGCAAGUCCGCACAUGGGUGGAAACUGGGAACGGCUCGUAAGUUCCGUGAAAAGAGCACUACAGGCUACGUUAAAGGAGCCAGUACCGAAGGAAGAAGUCCUUCAAACAUUAUUUGCUGAAACCGAAUUCUCGGUGAACAGAAGACAUUUGACUUAUGUUUCAGAUGGUCCAGCUGACCCAGAGAGCAUCACACCCAACCAUCUUCUAAUGCCGUGGAGGAAACACGAUAAGGUCCCCGGAGCACCAGAAGUCUUCAUAACUGACGACCUGGUGCUCAGAAAGCAGUGGCACCACUCGCAGAUCUUGGCUGAUCAAUUUUGGCAUCGAUGGGUGAAAGAGUACCUGCCAUCACUCAACCGGCGGAGAAAGUGGUACCGACGGACGGAGAAUCUCGAAGUCGGAGAUUUGAUUGUUAUCUGGGACAACCAGCUUCUACGGAACAAGUGGAUGCGAGGGAUCAUUACGGCUGUUUAUCCUGGCAAGGAUGGCCGCGUCCGAGUUACGGACGUACGGACGACUACAGGGACGUACAAGAGGCCAGCUACGAAACUGUGCGUUCUCGUAAAAAGAAAUAGUAUUCCGGAUGGUACAGGAAUGCAGGAGGGGGAAUCUCGUGAACGCCAUUGGUAA
Belonocnema kinseyi is the source of this 1893-nucleotide messenger RNA. RefSeq lists its product as uncharacterized. Gene Ontology annotation, molecular function: nucleic acid binding. NCBI's taxonomy places the organism in Eukaryota, Metazoa, Arthropoda, Insecta, Hymenoptera, Cynipidae. Gene Ontology annotation, biological process: DNA integration. The transcript is spliced from 2 exons. The record is from RefSeq and is a predicted model, not a curated record. The coding region runs from base 1 to 1893 and encodes 630 amino acids.